This is a messenger RNA of Marmota flaviventris (yellow-bellied marmot), 1739 nucleotides long. It is a transcript of the gene Fbxl16, whose product is annotated as F-box and leucine rich repeat protein 16. Gene Ontology annotation, cellular component: cytoplasm. NCBI's taxonomy places the organism in Eukaryota, Metazoa, Chordata, Mammalia, Rodentia, Sciuridae. Gene Ontology annotation, molecular function: protein binding. The record is from RefSeq and is a predicted model, not a curated record.
GAGGAGACACCCGCCCCGCUCCCUGCAAAGCGGCCUUAUUUAUCUGGGCACAGCCAUAGCCUCCCCGGUGGGAGGCUCGGGCGGCCGAUCCUCUCCCACCGGGGAGCUCCGCUCCGGGCGCGGCGGAGGGGGCCCGGCGGGGCGCGGGGCGCGGGGCGCGGCUGGGCUCUGCCCGCCAGUCCAGCACCUCGGCCGCUUCCGAGCUCGCCGGCGCCCAUGCUGGGCUCCCUAUGACGCGAGGUCGCCGGGCGGACAGCGUGGCAUGAGCCAGGAGCCCAGGCCAAGAACAUUCGAGGAAGAUGUCGAGCCCCGGUAUCAACGGCGACCCCAAACCUCCAUGCUUGCCUCGAAAUGGCCUGGUAAAGCUGCCGGGCCAGCCCAAUGGCCUGGGAGCAGCCAGCAUCACCAAGGGCACUCCUGCUGCCAAGAACCGUCCCUGCCAGCCACCGCCCCCACCCACCCUUCCACCUCCCAGCUUGGCCUCCCCGUUGUCCCGGGGCACACUUGCUGGGGGCCCCUGCCCCCUGGCAGGUGGACCAGCCUCAGCCUCGGUGCCUGGACCCCCAGCAGAGCGGCCGCCACUGGCCACAGAUGAGAAGAUCCUCAACGGCCUCUUCUGGUACUUCUCAGCAUGUGAGAAGUGCGUGCUAGCCCAGGUGUGCAAGGCCUGGCGGCGUGUGCUCUACCAGCCCAAGUUCUGGGCAGGCCUCACACCUGUACUGCACGCCAAGGAGCUCUACAACGUGCUGCCUAGUGGUGAGAAGGAGUUCGUGAACCUGCAGGGCUUCGCUGCACGUGGCUUUGAGGGCUUCUGCCUGGUUGGGGUCUCUGACCUGGACAUCUGUGAGUUCAUCGACAACUAUGCGCUCUCCAAGAAGGGGGUCAAGGCCAUGAGCCUCAAGCGCUCCACCAUCACGGAUGCUGGCCUAGAGGUGAUGCUGGAGCAGAUGCAGGGCGUGGUGCGCCUGGAGCUGUCGGGCUGCAACGACUUCACUGAGGCAGGGCUGUGGUCCAGCCUCAGUGCGCGGAUCACCUCGCUGAGCGUGAGCGACUGCAUCAAUGUGGCCGACGACGCCAUCGCGGCCAUCUCGCAGCUGCUGCCUAACCUGGCGGAGCUGAGCCUGCAGGCCUACCACGUGACGGACACGGCGCUGGCCUACUUCACGGCGCGGCAGGGUCACAGCACGCACACGCUGCGUCUGCUCUCUUGCUGGGAAAUCACUAACCACGGCGUGGUCAACGUGGUGCACAGCCUGCCCAACCUCACAGCACUCAGCCUCUCAGGCUGUUCAAAGGUCACCGAUGAUGGUGUUGAGCUCGUAGCGGAGAACCUACGCAAGCUGCGCAGCCUCGACCUGUCGUGGUGCCCUCGCAUCACAGACAUGGCUCUAGAGUAUGUAGCCUGCGACCUGCACCGCCUGGAGGAGCUUGUGCUGGACAGGUGUGUACGCAUCACGGACACUGGCCUCAGCUAUUUGUCCACCAUGUCAUCCCUCCGCAGCCUCUACCUGCGAUGGUGCUGCCAGGUGCAGGACUUCGGGCUGAAGCACCUCCUGGCUAUGAGGAGUUUGCGUCUCUUGUCUCUGGCAGGCUGCCCACUGCUGACCACCACGGGGCUGUCGGGCUUGGUGCAGCUGCAGGAGCUGGAGGAGCUGGAGCUGACCAACUGCCCGGGAGCCACACCUGAGCUCUUCAAGUACUUCUCGCAGCACCUGCCCCGCUGCCUAGUCAUCGAGUAG